GUUCCGGUGAGAAGGGAGGAUUAGUAUAGUUCGACCGGAGUAAGUUAUAUCGCGUUGCGGAUGUGUGUUGGUGGCUGAUAACAGACGGAUUAUAGCUCUCAUCAAAUUCACCGGAUUAACGCAGAGACCAUAUCGGAAUACUGUGAAUUUAUUUCGUCGCGGAACUAAAAAAUAUUGAAAAUGAACUUGGAAAUACCGGACGGGUUAGGGGACAUGUUACGGGACUUCACGGUUUCCGUCCUGCGGGAAAAGCCCAUGGAUAUAUACGAAUACGCCGUGGAAUAUUUCACGAAAGUUCGGGACAAAAAGGCGAAUAAAAAUGUCCCGAUGUAUAUCAUCGUCGAUGAUGAUGACCAGGCCAGGGAGCCUGACCCUGGUGAGUUCAGGCCGAUUACCCAGAAAAACAAUCGUUUUGCCCGUCGGCACUCCGUCUCUGCGGAAAGAUACGAUCCUGAAGCGGACGACGACACUGAGAAGGUCGUCCAUCCAAAGACGGAUGACCAGCGGGAGAGACUCUUAGAGGCGGUAGGUGGGAUCUUGCUUUUCCGUUCAUUAGACCCUGACCAGAUGCAGGACGUCCUUGAUGCAAUGUUCGAAAAACGUGCCACGCCUGGUGAACAUGUCAUCGAACAGGGUGAUGACGGUGACAAUUUUUACGUUAUUGACCAAGGGACCUAUGAUGUUUUGGUGACGGUAAACGGGGAGCAGAAACGUGUGCAUGUCUUUGAAGAUCAGGGGAGUUUCGGGGAGUUGGCGCUGAUGUACAACAUGCCCCGGUCCGCAACUGUCGUCGCAAAAACCAAGGGCGUACUAUGGGCAAUGACGAGGAACUCUUUCCGGACUAUUGUGCUAAAGGCAGCAUUCAAGAAACGUAAAAUGUACGAGAGUUUACUGGAGGGUGUGCCUAUGUUGAAACAUUUGGACCAGUAUGAACGUAUGAAUCUUGCUGAUGCACUUACACCCAGGAUUUAUCAGGAUUGCAUAAUUCUCAAAGAAGGUGAUGAUGCUGAUGGGAUGUACUUUAUAGAAGAUGGAAAUGUAAAAAUUACGAUUACGAAAGACGGUAAAGAGGCGGAAGUCGCUCGAUCCGGGAAAGGGAAAUACUUCGGUGAAAUGGCGUUGGUUGAGAAUAAACCUAGGUCUGCUAAUGUGUAUGCUGUUGGUAAGGUUAAACUAGCAUUUUUAGAGGUAGAAUCGUUCGAAAGACUUCUCGGACCCUGUUUGGAUAUCAUGAAACGAACCAUCGCUAAGUAUAAACAGAAAUAGGACAAUAUCAUGAACUACAUGAAACAUGAAUGUGGAAGUUUGAGAAAGGUAUAGAAUAUGUCGAUUCGAGUAAAGUUGGCAAACUACAUAUUUCUGACAUCAGGAGUUUUAUCACAGAAAUUUCAUUGAACACAUAACUUCUGAUUUGUACCGCCACCACUUGAAUCCGGUGUCGUUAAUCGAGCAUCUUUUGGCAACAUGCGUAUAAGAACAGAUACUAUAUACUGUUACAUGUGGGUCUAUACGUCACUAGCACACGUUUGCCAUGCUACAUGUACACCAUAAAGAAACGUAUACACGACAGACAGAUGAAAUUCAUCCUGCUUGGGCUUAGGCGAUUUGCCACAUUCCAAGUUAGUUCUAUAUGAAACUUGAUGAUGACAAGUGUACAAAAAGCUUAUGCCGUGUCACUAUCGGAGUCGACAGUCUCUUUCUCAAACGUCCACACAGUGACAUGUUUUAAUCCUCGAUAAAUCCACUGACAAUAAGCCAGAACUGUGGAUAUCGAUAUACAUGUAUAUAAAGAGUUUCAGGCCCGAAUAGCAAACAUUACUAAACCUUUAUGAAAACCAACGAUGUGACGUUCUUGGGGUGUCAAAAUGUUGACAGAAGUGCGCCAACUCAAAUCACUGUAAUCUUACAUGUGCAUUGCAGUUAAGUAUUUGAAGACAGAAAUCAUGAUUCUGAUUAUCUAUUCACGAACGGAAGGAGCCCAACUCGUUUUAUUAUACUUAUUAGUCAGAUCUUCAUUUGAAAAAUGGUUACUUAAUGGUGGGUCGUUGUCUGCGAGAAGAUUUUAUUUUUCGGAAAUACCUCUUCUAUUACAUCAAUAUUGCAUGAUAAUGGUUGUGAAAAGAAUACAUACCUACUAAAGUGGUAGCAUUUCAUCUAUUGGUGACAACACGCAGAUUCAAUUCAAUUCAAUUUCAUUUAAUGGAUGGUGCUCUGCUUUUUUCGCCCGUCAAGAAGGUGAUGCAGGGAAAUAUGUAUGUGUCGCGAAAAAUGAUGCUGGAUCUAAGGUGUAAGACGGGAGCAUUUCGUGAAUGGGUCAAUCUUUAUUCGAUUGGCGUGGCGAGGGAACAACCAAUACCAUGAGAUGAAUAUUUGGUCACCGCCAAAAUUGAGCUGAUUGUACAAGAGAUUACAUACAGAGACAAAUAGCCUAUUUCACUGUGUACAGACGACCAAGCUUUACCUCCAGGAAGUGGAGUCCAUUGAUCGUAUUCUUUCGUUAUGCAGGUAUUCCCGUGCGAAUCGGGUACUACGUCUUUCAAUCGGCUAUACCCCGGUGACAUUAAAAUGUGCACUUGGCCAUCCUAUACAACAAAGAAUUUGGAUAUUGGAGUCUUCUUCCUGUUGAUGUAGCAGGGCCUUCUUGACGCGCUUGUAUUCAUCAAUUGGGCUCUGCAUCCGUGGGCCCAUUUAGGCAUACGUCAACGAUAUCGCCAAAAAACAAAAAAUGGCGCUGUAAGUUAAAGUAAUAUUGAUUUCGUCCUCCAUUAUCGUAUUUCCGUGGAGAUUCUCACUGAAUUAGAUUUUCUCAGUUAAUUCGUCUGUUCAAGCAAAAACAGGUGUCGAUCAGAAAGUUAGUAAACAUGACCGGAGAUUGAUUUGGUCGUUAGUGUAGGCUCAGUUAUUUGUCGAAACCAAUCGAAAUCUACCCAUUCUCCAAGCAGAUUACACAGUGUGGCCACAGGCAAGUGAGAAUACAAGAACGAACAAAUCAGUUGGCGAUCAUUCAGCCCCCACCCAACCUACAGAAAACGGAACCAGAAAACACUUUUGCUUUGUUGAUUGCGUGUGUUUUAAUUUGAUGCGUGCACUGCAUUCAUCAAAAUUCCUAGUGUUUCCCAAAUUUUCAUGGUCAAUUUCGAUGAUCUGUCAUAAAUAAAGGGGAUAAACCCUACGGUCUGCACGCGUCUGUUGCGCCACCUGUAGCCGCGCCUGAUCGAUCGGAUUCUGGUAUCUUCACGCGCCUGUGAUGACUCUAAAAUCUUGGAGGAUAUUCAGUAUUCAUAAACGGUAAUGAAUGGCGGCAUGUUUGGCAGACACAGAACGAGUGUCUGUACGCGCCGAAGACUAAUAUUUACCCUGGAAAUGGAAUGAGGUGGUCGGUCAUUUGUUGCUGUGUCAGAAUAAUGAAUUUGAUUGCGUUUCCUGACAGUCCUAACUUGAUAUCCGUGGAGAUUAGCCGUCUCAUUUUCCAGGCUGAAUCGCACCGACUGAAGGAACGGAAUUGGCGGAGUAAGAAUGAUGGAACAUGAGAUAUUCACGCAUUAAAGGGACAACCUGGGCGUGGUAUUUACCUGGCCAGGAGGAUAAUGACCCUGCUUGCCACCAUGCGCCGCCAUUUGUACAUGUCAUAUCACACUAAUGCUGAGUUCUAAUUAUGAUUUUGGACAGUGUUGGGAGGCAGUUUUGGACUCGGGACAACGCCAUGGCAUGUGCAUUUCAGGCAGGCCUAUGAUUACACCCCGUUCGAGUGCAUUGUUUAUUGCAGUUCAAUGACUUUUCAAUUAUGCUGUUUGGAUAAGUUACGGUCCUACUGGAAGCCAUUUUCGUAUGAAAAACCAACAUAUCUCAUACACAAGUGGUCCCUUUAAGCAAUCAAGUAAAAGACUGGGAUUAUAUCCUCAAUAAGUUGGUUCUUCUGCUAUUUCAUUCAUUAAGUUGGUUUUCUUUGAAAGUGUUUGACGUUUUUUUCCAGUUUUGUUUCAACUCUCAGAAGAAAAACGCGUUAUUCGAUAGCGCGCGCACGGUCAAUUACUUCUUGGCGCGGUCGUUAUCCGGCAAUUUGAAUAGGGCCAUUUGCUGGUGUAUAAGAAUAAUGAAUUGAAUUGCGUUUCCUGACAGUCACUGACAGUGUAACUCGAUACCCAUGGUGGCUAGCUGUCUAAUUUUCCGUGUAUUGACGGAAUAUCAAUUUCCCUGUUGCUUGACGCUCUAGCAGUUCGCUAAUAAGAGUGAGUGCCUUGCAGUACAGCUAACGCCCAUUCAUCAUUGACCAUGUCAACCGAAAAAAACAGACAUUGAGGCGACGGACGUAUAUACAAACACUACAUCCGUUAUAUUGAUCACAAAUAAAAUAAUGUUAGUCGUUAA
Molecule: messenger RNA, 4368 nt
Organism: Lineus longissimus
Lineage: Eukaryota; Metazoa; Nemertea; Pilidiophora; Heteronemertea; Lineidae
Product: cAMP-dependent protein kinase type II regulatory subunit-like
Exons: 1
Coding region: 181-1266 (361 amino acids)
Biological process (GO): negative regulation of cAMP-dependent protein kinase activity
Cellular component (GO): cAMP-dependent protein kinase complex
Molecular function (GO): protein kinase A catalytic subunit binding; cAMP-dependent protein kinase inhibitor activity; cAMP binding
Source: RefSeq, a predicted model, not a curated record